This is a messenger RNA of Scatophagus argus, 2714 nucleotides long. RefSeq names its product armadillo repeat containing 3 (gene armc3). The transcript is spliced from 17 exons. The record is from RefSeq and is a predicted model, not a curated record. NCBI's taxonomy places the organism in Eukaryota, Metazoa, Chordata, Actinopteri, Scatophagidae. Gene Ontology annotation, molecular function: protein binding. The coding region runs from base 480 to 2585 and encodes 701 amino acids.
CUAGCAACACAAUGUCAACCUUUUCCAAAACACUAAACUACAGUUCGGUUCUUCUGGUAGGCUGUCAUGCUAAUUAGGCCUACACAUCUUGAAUUUGUAAUUUAGUUAGGAAAACAAACUGACCGCAGAAUGGGAAAGAAAGUGAAGAAGGAGAGUGAAACUCCAUGCAAGGAAACGAUACCAUUGCCUGAAAACAUACUGUGCAUCGAGGGGACAGACACGGAAUAGGUUAUAAAGCAUGUACUCUCUCCUCACACUCACAGUUUGAACCGCUGACUGUUGAGGGCAAAACCCCAGCAACGGCAGUGCUGCUGCUGACCUCCCCGGAGGAGGACAUCCUCAUCAAAGCCUGUGAAGCGAUUCACGCAUUUGCAGAGAAAGGAGAGGAGAACAAGGUUUCUUUGCUGGGACUUGGUGCACUGGAGCCUGUCUGUCAGCUCAUCGCUCACAACAACAAGCUGGUCAGACGCAACGCCUUCAUGGCCCUGGGCAUCAUGGCAAACAACAGUGAUGUAAAGAAUGCUCUGAAAAAAAUAGACGUCAUUCCAUCAAUAAUUGACAAACUGUCACUUGAAGAAGAUGUAGUUGUCCAUGAAUUUGCAACACUGUGCCUGGCCUCUCUGUCAGCGGAUUUUGUCUGUAAGGUCCAGAUCUUUGACAGUAAGGGCCUGCCACCUCUAAUCCAGCUUCUAUCCAGUCCAGACCCUGAUGUCGCAAAGAACUCCCUGGAGAUCAUCUUCAAUCUGGUUCAGGACUACAAAAGUCGUCAAGCAUUACAUAAGUUGGGUGGGAUCCCUCCACUUCUGGAACUUUUGACGUCAGAUUACCCUGUCAUACAGCAUUUGGCUUUAAAGACGCUGCAGAAUGUCACCACUGACAAAGACACAUUCAACACCUUCAGGAAACAGCAAGGAUUUGAGAAGCUUAUGGAUAUAUUAAGUAACAAGGACUUCAGUGACCUCCAUGCUGAGGCCUUACAGGUAGUUGCUAACUGUCUGCGAGACAGCGAGACUUUCCAGCUGAUCCACGAGGGUGGAGGAAUGACAAGGCUAAUGGAGUUUGUUCUCACCCCCAACGUGCCCGAAAUCCAAUCCAGUGCAGUUAAAUGCAUCGCCAGGGCUGCUCAGAGCCCUGAGAACCGCAAACUGCUUCUUGAGCAGAAUGUGGAGAAGAUUCUGGUAGAGCUUCUGUCUGUGGAGGACAUCAGCGUGAAAACAGCUACCUGCCACGCUGUGCCCGCCAUGUGCUUCCAGCGAGCCAACAAAGACAGCUUCAGAGACCUGGGUGGCAUCCUUGCUGUUGUACAACUGCUGAACAAUGAGAGUUUGGAGCUGAGAGAGGCAGCAACCUGGGCCCUCUCUGACCUCACACAUAGCAACCAGCUCAAUGCGCUUGCCGUUUAUGAGGCAGGAGGCCAUGAGAUCCUUGUCCAGCAGCUCUAUGGAAGCUGUCCCAGGACGGUGGCCAAUUCUGCUGCCACACUUGGCAACAUGGCAGAACAGGAGGUCAUCCGCUGCAGCAUCUUGUCACAUGGAGCCAUACAAGCUCUGGUGGAGCCCUUGAAGUCCACAAAUCUGCAGGUCCUGGUCAACUCCACACGGUGCCUGGCUGUGCUGACCUGUGAUACAAAAGCCAGGACAGAGCUGCAAAGUGCUGGAGGCCUUCAACCACUUGUCAAUUUGCUGCGCUCCUACAACAAGGAGGUGUUGAAUAAUGCAUGCUUGGCUCUCAGUGUCUGUGCCAGUGAUGAGGCCACAACUGCGGAGAUGUGCAAAUAUGGAGCCCUUGAAAUGCUUCAGGAAAUUAACGAAUCUGUGAAUCGUAAGAGCAGUUUCAGUGGGUUGGCCAUGAUCAACCUGCUUAACUACAACGUGUCUAUUAAGUACAGCCUGACUGGUCAUUUGGCUUCCACUGACAUUAUCAGAGAUGGCUUCUAUGAUGCCGGGAAGGUGUGUGCUUGUGCAGGUCAGAGGAUUCUGACUUUGGAGGAACUGUCCAAUCAGCCUGUCAACCAGCACCGGCCCAUCAUUGUUAUCAGCACAGCAGCAGAGAAGAUGAAAGAGGAUGACAAACACAAAGAUGAGACCCCACCUGAGUCUCCCACAAAGAAACCGUGGAAGAUGAUGAAUGACGUCUCAUUGCAGCUUCUCAUUAACAAGGCCAAAGAAUCCAUCCUUCCACUGAGUGAUGAACGAGAGCAGUACGCUGCCUUGGCCAGGCUAGUGAGUGAAGCCAUGGGCGGUGCAGUGGAGAUGGAAAAGUUGCACGAAUUCUCAUGGGUGCUCCACCUCAGCGAGCUCAAGUUUCAGCUGCAGUCUAAUGUUGUUCCCAUUGGUUUGAUCAAGAGGGGAAUCUACUGCCACAGGGCGCUUCUCUUCAAGUGUCUGGUUGAUAGCAUCGGAUUGAGCUGCACACUCAUUAGGGGUGAGUACAACCGGGCUUGGAAUGAAGUGCUCCUCUUCAGCAGGAAGUCCAGGAACAGGCACUCGUCCCAGCCUUGCUGCUACAUAGUGGACCUUAUGCACCAGCCUGGAAGACUGCUGACAUCCAAUACCCCUGCUGCUGUGCAAUAUCAGACUAUAUAGACCAACACUGUAGUAAAUGAUGCAGUAACCAGACAUUUUAAUUUGAAUUAUUUCAGUGCAAACACAAGCCAAAAAGUAAAAUUCUCUUUCUCUAUGAAUGUGGCUUUUUAAAUAAACACAAUUGUUUAA